AUGAGCGUGUCUGUGCGCUCGGUGCUGGUGGAAGGACCACAGCCGAGAGCCAAGGGGCCCUACACGUACGCGAGCACGCCGCGCGCGCUUUACAACAAUGUCAAACUCAAACGGAAUCCGUCUUGCGAGGAGGUGGGCGCGCGCAACCUGAUGCACGAUCGGCGCGUGGUCCGCGGCAGCACGGUCGCGCACGUCCCGCACGUCCCGCACGGCCCGCACGUCGCGCACGCACACGCAGCCGGCGAUGGUGCGAGCCGGUCGCGGAGACGAGCUCUGGCUCGGCGCGCGGCGCUGGCGCGGCUUCGGCCCGGCUCGCCGCCGCCCGCGCCCGCGCGCCGCCACCUGCCUGUGCAGACUGACCACUAUCUCCAGGAGCUAUUUGAUAAAGGCGUUGAAAUGGAGGUGGGCGUCCAAACGGAUCUGUUCCUGGACCGGCCUGCAACUCCUAUCUACGUGCCUGCGAAAACGGGCGCCGACGCGUACACCCAGAUAUAUCCGGGAGAUCUAUUUGACUUCGACUUGGAGGUGCAGCCCAUCCUGGAAGUGCUGGUGGGCAAGACGACGGAGCAGGCGCUCGCCGAAGUGGCUCAGGAAGAAGAGCUGGAGACUCUGCGCGAGCAGCAGCGCCGCUACGUGGAACUUCGUGACGCCGAGCGCGCAGAGCGGCAGCGACUCGCUGCACAGCACGUACGCCUGCACAACGAGAAGGAGCGGCGCGUGGCGGAAGCUCGGCGCAGCGCGCGCGCGGCGGAGGAGGCGCGGGCGCGCGCGGCGGGCGCGACGCUGCUGCGCGGCUGGCUGGCCGGCCUGCUGCCCGCCGUGCUGGCCGGCCUGCGCGAACACGGCUACCUGCUCGACUCGCUGCACGCCGGUGUAAAUGAGGAGGUGAUGCCGUGGCUGGUGCAGGAAGUGUCGCAUGAGAUUGAGUCGAUCAUCACGAGUCGGGAGGUCAUCACAGAGAUCGUGCGCGACGUGGUGGAGGCGCGCGCGCAGCGGCCGCCGGACGACCUCGCGCCCAGCGCGCCCUCCCUGCCCUCCUCACCCUCUUCGCGCUCUUCAGAGGAACAGCUAGAAGGUGAGUGGUCUCUAUUGUUGAGAUCUCACAAUCACACUAAUUUGUGA
Parnassius mnemosyne (clouded apollo) is the source of this 1122-nucleotide messenger RNA. The record is from the annotation of a GenBank genome assembly. NCBI's taxonomy places the organism in Eukaryota, Metazoa, Arthropoda, Insecta, Lepidoptera, Papilionidae.